Nymphaea colorata (pocket water lily) is the source of this 1552-nucleotide messenger RNA. RefSeq names its product tobamovirus multiplication protein 1. Lineage: Eukaryota; Viridiplantae; Streptophyta; Magnoliopsida; Nymphaeales; Nymphaeaceae. The record is from RefSeq and is a predicted model, not a curated record. The coding region runs from base 114 to 1184 and encodes 356 amino acids. The transcript is spliced from 13 exons.
CGUAGAAUAUCCCGUGGGCUAGCGAAUCCGGUGGAGAAGAGGAGAAGAGAAGGAUUUUUCCGAUCCGAUUUCCGGCACACUCCGGCGGCCUGCCCCGGCAGGUUCCCGCCAAAAUGCUGCACGGAGUGGGGAAGCUGGACCGAUGCCUCCCUCCCGUCCCUGCCAUCACCUCUCUCUCCCUCGCAUGCGUCGACGGCGUUGUUGCCGCCAUCGCUUUCUCCCAGCUGUUGAGGAUACAUUUGCAGAAUAGGCAGGUCGGAUGGACGCGCCAGAAGGUUUUCCAUCUACUGAUCGGCUCUUCCAAUGUUGGUUACAUGAUCUAUUUUCUCCUAACUCUUCUUGCCAACAGUAAAGGAUGGUCAUGUUGGUCACAUGCUUGUGGAUUCAUCUUCAUGGCCUUUCCACAAAUUCUCUUCAUUGCAACGUUUCUUCUGCUUUUGUCAUUCUGGGUCGACCUUUGCCAUCAGGCGAAUGAUGUGGAGGAAGAUGAAGAUGAUUCUAUUUACCAGUUGUUAAUGGAAAAGUCAAAAACCAGAGCAGGUGUUCAGCAUGUAGAAAGUCGUAGAAAGUGUUGCCCUGUGCUCGCCAUGCAUAUCGGAAGCCGACAGAAAAUUGUAAUACUGGUAACUUUAUUUCUGUUCUGUUUAGCAAUAGCAACAGCAGUGCUCGUGUGGGUUGGCAUGGGGAAGAAUCCUAUUGAUUCAUCAUUGGUAGCACGGGUUUACUUGGAUCUUUUUGCUGCAGUGAUGCUUGUCCUUGCAGCGGGUUUAGCAUGCUAUGGUUCCUUAUUGUUCUCAAAAAUGAGCAAAGUGAGGUCUGAAAGGGCUUCAUCAGAGAUCCGGAAGGUUGCAGGACUGGCAGCAGUCUCUGUUGUAUGUUUUACAAUAUGCGCUCUGAUAGCUCUUGUUACAGAUAUUCCUGUUUUGAAUAAUUGGCAUUCUAAAGACACAGAUGCUGUAUACUCAUCCCUCCUAAUAAUUCUAUAUUAUUUUAUAGGUUCAUCUGUGCCAUCAAGUACAGUGUUGUGGGUCAUGAGAGACACGCCACCUCGGCCAACAGUUAACGUCUCACCAUCUAGUCCUGCGACCAUUAUCACCGACAGAAGGAUGCCAUCUCCGGCUCCUCAGCGCUGGAUUACCUCAACUGGUGCGCAGAACCAGGUACUAAGAGCAAGUCCAAUAUGAAAAUUUUGCUUAAAUCACUUGCAUUAACGGAUAAGCUGAAAAGACAGAAGCUGAAAAGCGUCCAGCAAGCUUCCUGGAGUUCUUAUGUUGGAAAACUCAAAUGAGCGAAUGCUGGCUUUGGCAGAUGAGAUGGCCACGUUCUGCUCCGGCCAGCCCACACGCAACCGGUCCUGACUUGAUAUGCCUAAUGAGUGCAGCCUCUGGAGUUGGCCCUGUAUAUGGCGCAGAUUGACCGAGUUCUGGUCGAUCAAAUGUAAAUUAGUGCGUGAAUGUCAUGUUUCUUUUAAUUUUUCUUCGAACUGAGCAAGAUGUAAUAAGACAACAGCACUUUUGCUAAAGUGAUGGAGCAGAUUUCUCCGUUCCUGUUA